This is a messenger RNA of Phytophthora nicotianae INRA-310, 1433 nucleotides long. RefSeq lists its product as hypothetical. The transcript has a single exon. Lineage: Eukaryota; Oomycota; Peronosporomycetes; Peronosporales; Peronosporaceae. The annotation marks the transcript as partial. The record is from RefSeq and is a predicted model, not a curated record.
AAUGGGUCUGGUCCCGGCGGGUACAUCAAAGCUCGAUGAUCUUGUCACGUCUGCGACGUUGAAGACAUACGAAUUUUUGGUGAAAGACUUGAAGCUUGGUGAUGAUCUCGUUACUUCUGUGAGAAGUCCGCAGCUACUGGAACUGAGCAAGUUUGUUAAGAACAAUAACCGCCCAGCGAGCCACAUAUCUUCGGUUGCCCCACUUUCAGAAAAAUACGGACACGAUGCCGUGGCAAGAGCACUCGUGAAACUAGAGCGAGAUGCGGACACACACCCAGAGCUGAAAAUCAUGGUGAAACAAUUGAGGAAUGAACAGCUCAACGACUGGCGGAAGAAUGGCGAAUCAGUUGGCGGCGUUUUCAAACUACUGAAGCUGAAAGACGACGGCUACGAAGCCCUUCAUCGACACAAGUUCCAGGCUUUGGAAGACUACAUUCCUGUGUUCAACCAAGGGAAAUCUACAGAGACAACUUUGCUACAGGUUCUGACGCAGGCCUUUGGGGACGAGAGCAAUUUGGUCCGGCUUAUAGAGACAGGAAGGGCAAGACGACGUUCGAGGAUGAAGGCCAUCGAUUUGGAGACCGCUUUGCUUGGAAAGUGGCGAAGCGAGGAUUUGCCGGUGCGGGGCGUCUGGGAUCGGCUAAAGUUCAGCAACAGUGUGCACGAUGCUCUGCGUAGCGAGAAACUGAAAUUGCUCUUCAAAUACAUCUCCCAGUAUUACCCGAAUGGUGAGACGGUAGUGCUUGAGAUGUUCACAACAAAAUACGGAGAAGACGCAGUAGCGAAGGCUCUCGUACUUGCCAAGAGAGACGCGGCCACAAAGGAUAUCGCGACAAAGAUGCAGCGCCAGCAGUUAGAAGGUUGGCUGGCUAAUCGAAAGACUGGUGAUGACGUCUUCAAGCUGCUAAAUAUCAAAGAUGGCAUCGAUCACCCGAAAAUGGAGAUUCUGGCUGAGUUCACCAAAUUAUUCAACGUCAACAAGAACCCCCAAGAUAAAGCAGAAAUGUUCACUGUGCUAAGAAAAGGUUUUGGAGACGACGGUAAAUUUGCGUUGAUGCUCACUAAAGCACAAAAAUCGCGUGAUACACUGGUAGCUGAUAUCGCCAAGCUAUACCGAAAAGAACUGUUUAAGCAAUGGUUUCAAUACGGAAUCGACCCGAAGACUUUACACGCGAAGUUUCGCGACGCAAACGAGCGCGAGGAAGUUGUAACGCGAUACGCGGCAUACUACGACAAGAUGACGAAUCCCCAAGUUUACACCUUCAAUGACCCGCGGCGUUCCUAGAUCACUGUGUCGGAAUUGAGCAGUAAGUCCACUCGAAUGUGGCCAGAUACGAAAUCAAAAGCAAGCUUUUGUUGUUGGAUGGGUAAACGAAUGCCUGGAGAUAAAUUCUGAAUAAACUGUGAGUAGGUUACUAGAAGUGCAAAAGCGC